This is a messenger RNA of Owenia fusiformis, 690 nucleotides long. The record is from the annotation of a GenBank genome assembly. NCBI's taxonomy places the organism in Eukaryota, Metazoa, Annelida, Polychaeta, Sabellida, Oweniidae.
AUGAAGGUAGAACUUGUCUUUUUGAUUUUGUUGUUGUUUGUCUUGACCGUGGAGGGGGACAUAAAAUGCAUAAACGCUGGAGGAAAUUGCCAGACAACGACUUGUGGCGGAGUUUGGAAAAGUGGUCUUUGUUACGGUGCCGCAAACAGGAGGUGCUGUAUCGGCGAUGUGAGAGACAGUAAAUGUAAAAACAUUGGGGGAAACUGCCAGACGACUGCAUGUGAUGGGUCAUGGCGAAGCGGACUUUGCUAUGGGCCCACGAACAGACGCUGUUGUAUCGAUAACAAAGAUGAAGAUAAACUAAGCCACUCUGAGGCAGCGGCCCUACUCUCUUUGGCUGGCAUCGGUUUACAAUCCAGUGGUGGAUGCUCAAACAGGAAUGUUCGAACAUGCACUAGUCUAGAGCAGAUCCGACGAGCCACUAUCCUUGGAACAAUCACAGAACUCAAGAUACCGAGCAAAUGCCCAAUGACGGUAUCCGGUGGCACAGAGACAGGUCACUCAAGGAAGGGAGUGUACAGUCACUGGAACGGCUAUAAGAUCGACCUAAGACUCAACGAUUGCCUUGCAAAGUAUAUCAAGAAGAACUUCCCGUUCCACCGUUUGAGAGGACGUUAUCCAGUGUACAAGGCCCCGUCUGGGAACGAGUAUUGUCUGGAAGGGAACCAUUGGGACAACACAUACUACUAA